Molecule: messenger RNA, 687 nt
Organism: Acanthosepion pharaonis
Lineage: Eukaryota; Metazoa; Mollusca; Cephalopoda; Sepiida; Sepiidae
Source: the annotation of a GenBank genome assembly
AUGAGACGGAAAACUGUUUUCUCAUAUCAGUCACUACAAUACUUAAUUGAAAUCUAUCUAUCUAUCUAUCUAUCUAUCUAUCUAUCUAUCUAUCUAUCUAUCUAUCUAUCUAUCUGUGCGUGUUCAUAUACAGAGUGCUUUGGGGAGAGACAUUCUUUUUUUCUGAUUUCUUUCUUUACUUCCUUUCUUUCGUCUCUUCUCUCUUCACUUUUUUAUUUGCAUUUUUCUUACAUUAUUUCAUUCUUUCUUUCUUCCUCUUUUUCCUUUUUUUCUUCCUUUUUUUCCUUAUCUAUUUACUUCCUUCUUUCUACUUUUCAUGUUUCUUUCCUUUCUAAUUUCAUUCUUUUCUUCCUUCUUCCAUUAUUUCCUUUGUCCUUCUUUUCUUCCUUACACAUCUGCUUCUUUCUUUCUUUCUUUCUUUCUUUCUUUCUUUCUUUCCUUCCUUUGCUUCUUUCUUUCUUUCUUUCUUUCUUUCUUUCUGCCCUUCCUUUGCUUCUUUCUUUCUUUCUUUCUUUCUUUCUUUCCUUCCUUUGCUUCUUUCUUCCCUUCCUUUGCUUCUUUCUUUCUUUCUUUCUUUCUUUCUUUCUUUCUUUCUUUCUUUCUGUCAUUCCUUUGCUUCUUUCUUUCUUUCUUUCUUUUUCUCAAAAUAUUACUAAUAUAGUUUUACCUAGAAAAACAGAAUCAUAA